Molecule: messenger RNA, 786 nt
Organism: Peronospora farinosa
Lineage: Eukaryota; Oomycota; Peronosporomycetes; Peronosporales; Peronosporaceae
Source: the annotation of a GenBank genome assembly
AUGGGGAACAAACAGGCCAAGCAAACGCCUCCUUCAUCGAGCGUCUUGCGCAAUAAUCCGUCCACUGGACCUGCUUCAACGACGUCUCUUCGUCCAUCCCCCAAUUCAUCAACAACUCUUGCUCCUUCUAGUACUCGCACCUCGUCGGUGCCCUCUCCAAUGCCUACGCCCUCGUUAUUAGAGACCAAAUUGGCCGAAGCAGACGUUUCGGCCGUUUUUUCGCAGUACGAAAUGCUGUCGAUUCGUAAACAUUUGGCAGCAGUUUUAUGUCAACACGAGAAUGACGCGGUCGUGAUUCCAAAAGACGAAUUCUUUCGGUUCUUGGCAGGCGGCGAUGGCAGCACUUCAAGUCUUUAUGUAAAGCGUUUGUAUGCGAUCUUUGAUAUGGACAAGAAAGGACAUGUGACCUUUGAGGAUCUGAUGAAAGGCCUGUCGCUUCUGAGUCAGAAAGCGACGCGUGAACAAAAACUCAUGCUGUCGUUCUAUUUACUAGACCCUGAAGGCACGGGCUUUAUCACGAAAAAAAUGACGACCGAGUUAUUGCACUCGUGUCUUGAUGAAUGUGAUGAGUUGGAGAUUUCUCUGUCUGAGACUCAACUGGCUCAUAUUGUGGACAACACUUUCCUUGAUGCCGACUUGGACCACAAUGGAGUUAUUGAUCUCAACGAGUAUCAGGCUCUGGAUGCAAAGCACCCGGGAUUGUUUGACUUUCUCACGGUGGAUGCUUUCGGCGUGCUUAGUCACCUUGAAAAAGUUCACUCGAUGAGCAUCACGGUUCCUCAGUAA